AUGGCUCACUCGGCUCCCCCCUACGGCCGGAGUGGGAUGGCGGCUGGAGGGGACCAGCCCCACCCCCUCAACGGGUGGGGCGGCGGCCAGCCAGGGGGGUCCCACACCGCCACGCGCUACAUGCAGAAGAAGAAGCAGCGGCGGCGGCGGCGGCACGGGUCCUCCUCGCCCAUGGGGCGGGUCAUACUCAUCCACACCCCGGUGGACGGUGGGGAAGACAGUGAGGACAUCCACACAGUGACGGUGGAUAAGAGUCCAGAUGGCCGUCUGGGCUUCAGCGUCCGUGGGGGGUCCGAACACGGGCUGGGGAUAUUCGUCAGCAAAGUGGAGGACGACAGCUCUGCAGGUCAGGCUGGGCUGUGUGUGGGGGACAAGCUGGUGGAGGUGAACGGGGUGAGCCUGGAGAGCAUCACCAUGAGCAGUGCUGUGAAGGUGCUGACCGGGAACCACAGGCUGAGGACGGUGGUCCGCAGGGUGGGCAAGGUGCCCGGCAUCCGCUACUCCAAGGAGAAGACCACCUGGGUGGACCUGAUCCACAGGAGAAUGGUGGUGGAGGAGAGUGGGCGCACGCCCUCCGAUACCAGCUCCAACUGCUCUGCGCUGCGCAGGAUCAUCCACCUGUACACCACCUCUGACGACUACUGCCUGGGCUUCAACAUCAGAGGGGGCAAGGAGUUCGGCCUGGGCAUCUACGUGUCAAAACUGGACCCCGGGGGCCUGGCCGAGCUGCAUGGCAUCAAGAUGGGUGACCAGAUCCUCGCAGCCAAUGGGGUGAGCUUUGAAGACAUCACCCAUAGCAACGCGGUGGAGGUGUUGAAGAGCCACACCCAUGUGAUGCUGACCAUCAGGGAGGCUGGAAGGUACCCAGCCUACAAAGAGAUGGUGGCCGAAUACAGUUGGCUGAACAAAUUGUCCAACGGGGUCCCGGCGCCCUCCUCCCAGGGGUCCGACUCCUUCUCCUCGGCCUCUUCCCUGUCGUCGGGCACCCCGGUCAGCUCCCUCAGCGGCCUCUCCCAGGUCCUCUUCCCGCCGCCGUUCGGCUCCGACAUGGUGGACGUGGCCAUCUCCAUGGAGGACCGCCCCCGGACCCCCCGGACCCCCCGCACCACCGAGUCCUCCAUGCAGACCGACCCGCAGGCCCCGCCCCCCCACAGCCGGCCGCCCUCCCCCUACGGCUCACAGCCGGGGGGCGGGUGGGUCGCCACGGAGACCAGCCGCACGGUGGGGGCCACGGUGCUGCUGAGGGACACGCUGGUCCACGGGAAGGGGGAGAGGCCCCGGGACGGGAGCGUGGGCCCCCCGCCGGGGCGAGGGGACGGGGGCAGACGGGCGAGGUCCAGGACGCUGUCUUCAGGGGAGCAGGAAGGGGAGAUGGAAAGUACUAGUUCAGCCAAGACGGCGGUGCUGAUGGCGCUGAGCCGGCCGCGGAAGCCAAUCAGCCGCUCCCAGAGUCACGUCACGGAGAAGGAGGACAAGCAGAAGAAGAAGUCUCGGCAGAAGGACAAGAGCACCCCAGGAGGCGGGUCCACACUGCAGCGCUCCAAGACCUUCGUCAACCUGCUGUUCAAACGAGACCGCAAGGAGAAGAACCGCUCUAAGUCGCCCUCGCGCCCCACCGACAGAGAGAAAAGCAGGGGCCGGCCCUUCCAGCUGCUGACCUCCCCCAGGGAGAGCCGUGCGGGGGUGAAGGAGGGCAGCAGCCCCCAGGUUCAGGCCGACACCCUGGGCCAGGUGCAGGCCAUGGCCCACAGGCUGCUGGCCCCCGACGAGGUCACCGCCGUACUCAGACACUGUCGCAGGUUUCUGUCCGACAAUGUGAUUGAGGAGCUUGUGCGUCCCCUGCUGGCCAUACUGGACAGGCCAGAGAAACUGCUGCUGCUCAGGGAGAUAAGGAUGCUGAUCCCGGCCAAUGAGAGAGGCCAGUUCGACAGCAUGGUCAUGCCCUUUGAGCUGGAAGCUUAUGAGAUCCUCAAGAGUCGCUCUGUGCGUUCCCCAGCGCUGCGCUCGCCCCGCGGGGGGACCCCACGACGACACCUCAUCACCCCCGUCCCAGACUACCGGGGGGGCUUCCACCUGCAGCCGGCUCAGGGCGGCGGGCGGGACCGCCGGCUGGUGGAGGACCUGGAGCGGCUGCGCGAGGCAGGCCUCGGCGCCGGCCUGCUGCCCCCCUCCCGGGCCUUCACCCCCCUGCUCGACGUCCCCCUGGACGGCUACGGCCCCCCCGGCGCCCGCUCCCGCACCCCCUCCCCCAACCUCAGCCCGCGGCGCAGCGACCCCCCCGCCGCCACGCCGGAGCGGGGCAGGUCGCCCGUGAGGAACGGGGGAGGGGGGCACCGCGGGCGGGGCCGGCGGGAGGCCAGCCCGGAGAGCCUGGCGGGGGGGAGGCGGGGGAGGUGGGGGCCAGCGGGGGCGGACGAAGAGGAGGAGGCGGAGGGGGCGUACACGGAGGUCAGCAUGAGGGUGCCUAGAAGAGACCCCGUGGUCGGACUGGAGAACGGACAGCGGGUCGUCGGGGAGACGCAGAACGGACACACGGGCAGGAGGAGCCCGAAGCGGUUGUCGGAGGAGUACGACGUUACCACGGUGACCAUCUCUAAGAUCAGACCGUCUUUGGGCAUCAGCAUCUCUGGAGGCAUCGAGUCCAGAGUGCAGCCCGUGGUGAAGAUCGAGAAGAUCUUCCCCGGGGGCGCGGCCUCCACCAGCGAGUUCCUGAAGGCUGGGUACGAGCUGGUGUCAGUAGACGGCGAGUCGCUGCAGCGCGUCACUCACCAGCACGCCGUGGACGCCAUCCGCCGCGCCUUCGGCCACCACGGAAGGAACGCCAUGGUGUUUGUCGUCAAGGUCCCCAGGAACAAGACUCUGCCCGGCGGGGGGGCCCGGGGCCCUGCAGACUGAACCCUCCACGGGGAGAGGGCCGGCCCUGCCAGCCUCGCAGCAGAACCGCAGGUCGGGUGUGAAGGACAGCCCGGUGCCUCACGCCUGAAGCAGAACCAUGAUCUCAUACUUUAAAUACCCUGCUACCCAUCGGAGCGGAACCGUCUGAUCCCCCUCCGGUCGAGAGGUGGCGGCAAGAGAGGAGAUCCAAUCACAGCGGAGGAAAGCGGAACGGUCGUCAUGGAUGCAAGGAUAUGAUGUGUGUCUCUAUAAGGGAGUGGACCUGUAAGAUAGUGAGGAGCAGAAAACGUUUAGCAGAGAACAUGUGGCCCUCAGAUCAUAUCUGGUAUGAGACAAUAUCAGUAUAUACUAUCAUGUUGUUGUGCUAUACAAAUGUAUUUAUAUCCCUUUUGUACGAUUUGUUUAUUUUGUACCCAGUAUAAAAAA
Molecule: messenger RNA, 3321 nt
Organism: Gadus chalcogrammus (walleye pollock)
Lineage: Eukaryota; Metazoa; Chordata; Actinopteri; Gadiformes; Gadidae
Product: PDZ domain-containing protein 7-like
Exons: 16
Coding region: 1-2895 (964 amino acids)
Biological process (GO): sensory perception of sound; auditory receptor cell stereocilium organization
Cellular component (GO): plasma membrane; stereocilia ankle link complex; stereocilium tip
Molecular function (GO): protein binding
Source: RefSeq, a predicted model, not a curated record